This is a messenger RNA of Clarias gariepinus (North African catfish), 1798 nucleotides long. RefSeq names its product phosphoacetylglucosamine mutase-like. Gene Ontology annotation, molecular function: phosphoacetylglucosamine mutase activity; magnesium ion binding. Gene Ontology annotation, biological process: UDP-N-acetylglucosamine biosynthetic process; hemopoiesis; carbohydrate metabolic process. The coding region runs from base 73 to 1710 and encodes 545 amino acids. The transcript has 13 exons. The record is from RefSeq and is a predicted model, not a curated record. NCBI's taxonomy places the organism in Eukaryota, Metazoa, Chordata, Actinopteri, Siluriformes, Clariidae.
UCACACGGCCACAUCACCAACCCGGAAGUGAGACUUUCAUUCAGGACUUGAAGUCACAACAUAUGACCAGCCAUGACCCGGUUUGAAGAAGUCUCCCAGAAAUCUGCACUCCAUCCCAAACCAAAGGGGCUUACUUUACAGUAUGGUACAGCAGGUUUUCGUACCACUGCGAAUAUUCUGGACCACGUGAUGUUCCGUAUGGGCCUGCUGGCCACGCUGAGGUCCAAAAAAACCAAGGCCGCUAUUGGUGUCAUGGUCACUGCCUCCCACAAUCCGGAGGAGGACAAUGGCGUGAAGCUGAUUGACCCGAUGGGAGAGAUGGUGACUCCAGCUUGGGAAGGCUAUGCCACUCAGCUGGCCAAUGCAGAACAGGAUGCUUUAUGCACCGUCUUGAAGGAGAUCAUCAAGAAAGAAUCCAUCGACAUGAGUCAGGCACCGAGUGUACUCAUUGGCAGAGACACCAGGCCGAGCAGCGAGAUCCUGUCACGGGCUGUGCUGGAUGGGGUUUCAAGUUUAGAAGGUCAUAGUCAAGACUUUGGCUUGGUGACCACACCUCAGCUUCAUUAUAUGGUCCUAUGUCGCAACACCAACGGUGGCUAUGGCACCGCUACAACACAAGGAUAUUAUGAGAAACUCUCCAAGGCUUUCAUCGAGCUCACUAAGAAUGCCGCGAAACGCACCGAUGACCAGAAGAGGCUGCUGGUGGACGGUGCCAAUGGAAUCGGCGCAUUGAAGAUGAGAGAAAUGGAUGCAUUUCUUAAGUCUGAGCUGCAGGUGGAGCUCUUUAACGACGGGAGCAGCGGCAGACUUAACCAUCAGUGCGGAGCCGACUAUGUGAAAGUGCAGCAGAAAGCUCCGCAAGGUAUGCAUAUGGACCCGGGUCAGCGCUGCUGCUCUUUUGACGGUGAUGCAGAUCGUAUUGUUUACUAUUACACUGACUCUGCUGGCCAUUUCCAUCUUUUGGACGGAGAUAAAAUAGCUACUCUGAUCAGCACCUACCUCAAGGAGCUUUUGACACGGGCCGGGCUAAAUCUGCAGGUCGCUGUGGUCCAAACGGCGUAUGCCAACGGAAGCUCUACACAGUACCUAGAACACGUCAUGAAGGUUACAGUGUGCUGUACAAAGACAGGAGUAAAGCAUCUCCAUCACGCAGCUCAGGAAUUUGACAUUGGAGUUUACUUCGAAGCCAACGGUCAUGGAACUGUUCUUUUCAGUAAAAAAGCAGAAGAGCAGAUCCGGAAGCUAGCCAAAGACCCAGACACGAGUGAUGAGAAGAGACACGCGGCAAAACUCCUGGAGAGCACCGUUAACCUCAUCAACCAGGCUACAGGUGACGCCAUUUCAGAUAUGCUGCUAAUCGAGGCAGUCUUGGCUAUCCGAGGGAUAAGCGUUCAGGAUUGGGAUGUCAUUUACACAGAUCUGCCCAACCGCCAGCUCAAAGUCAAGGUAGCAGACAGGCGUGUGAUAGACACCACGGACGCAGAGCGUCGUGCGGUAACACCUGCAGGAUUACAAGACUCUAUAGACGCUCUGGUCAAGAAGUACAAACAGGCCAGGGCCUUUGUGCGACCCUCUGGCACCGAGGACGUUGUUCGAGUGUAUGCUGAAGCUGACACGCAGGAGAGUGUAGACGCCUUGGCACAUCAAGUAAGCCUGGCUGUGUAUCGACUUGCCGGAGGAGUCGGAGACGAGCCAAAGCCUUUAAAGUGAGGCAGAGAGAACACCGUGUGAUGCACAAGCUGCACUUCUUGGUUGCACUUGCCUUUAUAUGAUUUUUAUAUGAAAUAAAUAUAGUGAU